This is a messenger RNA of Sesamum indicum (sesame), 2268 nucleotides long. RefSeq names its product vacuolar protein sorting-associated protein 53 A. Gene Ontology annotation, cellular component: GARP complex. Gene Ontology annotation, biological process: retrograde transport, endosome to Golgi. The record is from RefSeq and is a predicted model, not a curated record. NCBI's taxonomy places the organism in Eukaryota, Viridiplantae, Streptophyta, Magnoliopsida, Lamiales, Pedaliaceae.
UCUACAGCAGCUAUCAGAUGCAUGCCUACUUGUUGAUGCUUUGGAGCCAUCAGUCAGGGAAGACUCAGUAAAGAAUUUUUGCAGCAGGGAACUUACUUCAUAUCAACAAAUUUUUGAGGGAGCAGAACUAGCAAAGCUGGAUAAAACAGAAAGAAGGUAUGCUUGGAUCAAGCGUCGACUGAGGACCAAUGAAGAGAUUUGGAAAAUUUUCCCACCUUCCUGGCAUGUUCCCUAUCUGCUGUGCAUCCAGUUCUGCAAGUUGACAAGGACACAACUUGAGGAGACCCUCAGCAAUCUUAACGAAAAGCCGGAUGUUGGGACAUUAUUGUUGGCAUUGCAACGGACUCUGGAAUUUGAGGAAGAAUUAGCAGAGAAAUUUGGUGCUGGAAAUGGUAGCAGAGAAUCAGGAAAUGAUGUCGGGGAAAGUAAUACUGAAAAUAGCAAUCAGGCUGUUUCAGACAUUCGAAAGAAAUAUGAGAAAAAGCUUGCUGCAAAUCGUACAAAUGAGAACGAGGAGCAAAAUGAGCACAAAGAUUUGUCAGUGCCUGGUGCCGGGUUCAAUUUUCGAGGAAUAAUCUCAUCAUGCUUUGAACCUUACUUGAUGGUAUAUGUGGAACUCGAAGAGAAGACUCUUAUGGAGCACUUGGAGAAACUUGUACAGGAAGAAACAUGGGAUGUUGAAGACGGAAGUCAAACUAACAUUUUAUCUAGCAGCAUUCAGGUCUUUUUGAUUAUCAGAAGGAGUUUAAAGAGAUGCAGUGCUUUAACAAAAAGCCAGACACUCUUUAAUUUGUUCAAGGUAUUUGAAAGGAUUCUUAAAGCAUAUGCCACAAAGCUUUUUGGUAGACUGCCUAAGGGUGGCACAGGGAUUGUAGCAGCUGCUACUGGAAUGGAUGGUCAAAUUAAAACAUCUGACCGGGAUGAACGUUUGAUCUGUUAUAUUGUCAACACAGCUGAGUAUUGCCAGAAGACGUCAGGUGAAUUGGCCGAAAAUGUGUCUAAAAUAGUUGAUCCUCAAUUUGCGGACAAGAUUGAUAUGUCUGAAGUACAGGAUGAGUUCUCAGCGGUUAUAACAAAAGCAUUGAUAACUCUCGUGCAUGGUAUAGAAACUAAAUUUGACACCGAAAUGGUUGCAAUGACACGUGUUCCUUGGGGCACGCUGGAAAGUGUCGGUGACCAGUCCGCGUAUGUGAAUGGCAUAAAUACAAUUCUGACUGCUAGCAUUCCUGUACUUGGAAGCCUUCUUUCAGCUAUAUAUUUUCAGUUCUUUCUUGACAAGCUUGCAUCAAAUCUUGGUCCUCGCUUUUUCCUCAAUAUAUUCAAAUGCAAGCACAUAUCGGAAACAGGAGCACAACAAAUGUUAUUGGAUACACAGGCUGUAAAAACAAUUCUUCUGGAUAUUCCUUCCCUUGGAAAACAGAAACCGGCAGAUGCUGGCUACUCAAAAUUUGUAAGUAGUGAAAUGAGCAAAGCUGAAGCAUUACUAAAGGUUAUUUUGUCCCCAGUUGACUCUGUGGCAGAUACAUAUAGUGCUCUGCUGCCUGAAGGUACACCUUCAGAAUUCCAGCGAAUUCUGGAUCUAAAGGGCCUCAAAAAGGCUGACCAGCAAAGCAUACUAGAUGAUUACAACAAACGUGGAGCAGGGACAUAUCAACCAGAUAUCAAGCCAGUCGUCCAGGCUGCCGCUACCACUACUGUUGCACCAGUUGUAGCUAAUCCAUCUACUCCUGGAAUCAUCCCACUGAAGGAAGAUAUCGUAGCAAGAGCUGCUGCACUUGGGAGAGGCGCUGCCACAACCGGAAUCCGGAGAUUCCUAGCUUUAACUGAAUCAUCUAACAGAGAUCGUAAAGACGGUACUUUCAGGAAGCUUUUCAGCGGAUGAAACCUAGAUGUGUUUUCUAUUCUGUUCCUUCCGCAAUUCAGAUUCGAUAGUUCUAAUAUUUUCACAACUCUAGUCACUCAACCCCAACCCAACCUUGUUAGAAAACCUCGUGCAUUUUUUGAGUUCUCUUGAGCAAUUUUGAUAUGCAGAUUUUUUGAUUUGGCAAGAAGGUAUAUGCAAAUUUCAGAAGCUUAUUAAUGGGUGUUAUGUUAAGAUCGCAAUAAUUUGGAGUAAGCCUCAGAAUAGCAAAAUGAGUUAUAGUUGGUUAGUCGGUUGUAAGAACUUGUACUCACCAAAAACGCACUAGUUUUGCAGGAACAUUUAUGUCCAUGAUAUUUUGCUUCCUCUGGUAAUUUCUGUCAGAAACUAUGAUACUUCUUGCCCAG